Plasmodium relictum is the source of this 1305-nucleotide messenger RNA. Its product is annotated as conserved Plasmodium protein, unknown function. The transcript has a single exon. The record is from RefSeq and is a predicted model, not a curated record. NCBI's taxonomy places the organism in Eukaryota, Apicomplexa, Aconoidasida, Haemosporida, Plasmodiidae. The coding region runs from base 1 to 1305 and encodes 434 amino acids.
AUGAAUAUUGAAAAAUUGGUAGCAGAUUUAAAUGAUAUAGAAAAUGAGUUUAAUGAGGAACAUAAAAGUGAAGAUUUUUUGCAUAUAAGCCUAAAAAAAAAUGAUAGUUGUUGUAUUUUGUCUGAUGAAAAUAUUGUGAAUUAUUUUUCAAUUUUUAACAUAAAAAAUGAAUACAAAAAAGCUGAAAUUAAUUUAGAAAAAAUACAAUUAAGUAUUAUAAAUAAUUUAAUUUUUUUACUAAAAUUAAAAAAAAAAUUAUAUGAUCCCGAAAUACUAAAAACUAUUUUAGAAUGCUUAAAUAUUAGCUUUAAAAAUAAAAAUGAGACAAUAGAAAAUGUUUCAGAAGAAAAAUCCUUACAUAUAUAUAAACAGAAUUUACUAAAAAAUAAAUAUUUAUUUUUAAAAAUUCUACGAAAAAUAAAAAACAAAAGUUUUUAUCCUGAUAUAAAACAGUGUAUUAAAGAUGUUACAAGAGAUGUAUUUUCAUUUAAUAAGAGUAUAUAUAAUGGGAGUUUAGGAUUUGAGACUAUCUUAUACUUAUUAUUUAAAUUAUUAAAUAAAAAUUUAAAGAGUGAAAUGAAGAAUUUAUUAUUAAGUUUCUUUUUAUUGUGCAUAAUGAGUAGAACAAAUAAUAGUGUUGAUAUUUUAUAUAUAUUAGAAUAUUUUUAUAAAAAUAAUAAUUUUUCUCUUAUUAUUCCAAAUACUUCUUAUAUAUCACCUUGUGAAGUAAGUAUAUAUAACAAUAUUAUUAUUUUGAAAACUAAUGUAAAAUAUUUUAUCAAUAUAAUAGAUCAAACUAAUUUAUCUUAUAACUGUUAUAACAUCAUUUAUAUUGAUGAAAAUUUAAUUAGUGAUAACUUUUACCUUUAUAUCUAUAAAAUUUUGCUAAAAGAAAAAAAAUAUCAUUACAUAUUUAAUAAUAAAUCAUUUGAAAAUUUAGAUUUCUUUAAUAUUAAUAUGAAUUAUAGUAAGUUAUGCAAAAAUAUAAAUAAUGAAAAAAAUUUGAAUAAUAUAAUAAAAGAACAAAAUAAUGAAUUUAAUAUGGGAUAUAUUUCUGAUAAAGAGGAAUAUUAUCUAAUUAAUAAAGAAAAAAUAAAUGACAAAAUAAAAAAUGGAAAGAAUGUUCAAUCAUUUAUUGAAGAUAUAGAAAUUUCUUCUAACUCCAUUUAUAAUUUUAGUGACAAUGAAAUUGAUAUAAAAAAAAUAAAUGAACAAAACAGUUUUUAUUUAAAUAUUAAUAAUGAUUUAGAUAAAAAAAAAAAAAAUUUUUUUUAUCAAUAUUUAAUUAUUGAAUUAAAUCAAUAA